CACUCCUACUACUACAGCAAUGUCAACAGUGCAAGAAGUAAUACGCGAUUUCUUUAAGAAACAUUCCAUUUGGUCGCUACUGCCGUUUCUUCAGUACAGAAAAGGAGUCGACAGUUUUACAUACGACAAGGCAAAGGAGCAUCGACUGUACAAAAGUGCUCUGGAGUUGUUAUCUGAAGACGACGAGGAGGCUCGAAAAUGUCUUUUUAAUUACGAGGACGAGAAAGAUUCUGCAUGUGUGGGCCUUUUUUGGAGCUCAAUCAUGGAGAAACUCUGUGAAAGCCAAAUCAAAGGUGUAGAGACCAAUUAUGAUCUGACCCUGGCCACUGAGGUGACCCAGCAGAUGUCGACAUAUGUGAAAUCUACCACGGGCAGAGUUGCAAAGCGUUAUUCAGAGAGCUUUGAACAAAAUUCUUCGAAACGCUUAGCAAAGGACUCCAGUGAACCGGUAGAAGACGCUGCUAAUAACCCGUUUUUGUAUGACAGCAAUGCCAUAAUGAUGCAGACUCUGGACCCUGCAUUACAACAAUAUGCAG
This is a messenger RNA of Paraglomus occultum, 536 nucleotides long. The record is from the annotation of a GenBank genome assembly. Lineage: Eukaryota; Fungi; Glomeromycota; Glomeromycetes; Paraglomerales; Paraglomeraceae.